This is a messenger RNA of Manihot esculenta (cassava), 1363 nucleotides long. Its product is annotated as nucleobase-ascorbate transporter 4. The coding region runs from base 1 to 1317 and encodes 438 amino acids. Gene Ontology annotation, biological process: transmembrane transport. The transcript is spliced from 11 exons. NCBI's taxonomy places the organism in Eukaryota, Viridiplantae, Streptophyta, Magnoliopsida, Malpighiales, Euphorbiaceae. The record is from RefSeq and is a predicted model, not a curated record. Gene Ontology annotation, molecular function: transmembrane transporter activity. Gene Ontology annotation, cellular component: membrane.
AUGGUGUUCUCCCCAUUAGGCAAUCCUACCGAGCAUGGUGCAAUGUCAUUAUCAAUCCAAACUUCAUACGCUGUACAAGCUAAACUUUCUAUAUUGUACAAGCCAAAAAAGGGAAGAAAAGAUAUUCACAUGAAGCAUGCUUUAAACCUCGUUGGAAGUGAUAGGUCAUCAAGACGCGAGAGAGGUCGAACAAGUCGACAAGUCGUAAAGAUGCCAAACAAGAUACAAAAUAGUCGAUUUGCUGGGAUCACAAUCUCGAUUGCUGUUGUAUGGACAUUUGACGAGAUUUUGACUGUGUCUGGUGUAUACGAUAAUACAUCUCCACAAACACAAGCCAACUGUAGAACUGAUCGCUCUGGCCUCAUUUCUGCUGCACCAUGGAUAAGGAUACCAAAUCCAUUUCAAUGGGGCCAUCCUACUUUUGAAGUUAGAGAUGUCUGUUUAGUGAUGGUGGCUAGCCUUGUUGCUACUGUUGAGUCUAUAGGUACGUUUUCUGCCUCAUCAAGAUUAGGGGGGGAAAUUCGUCCACGGCUCCCUAAAUCCUCUCGUUCAAGACAACCUAAAUCUGAACCUGAUAUUGCCGCGAAGGAAAAGCGAAAGAAUUUGUUCAUAAGAUAUGUAAAAGCGAAAGAAAAUAGGAGUGCACUCCACAUUUCGCCUGAUACACUUCCUCCUGCUAUUGGCUUUCAGGGAGUUGGAACUUUAAUUGAUGCAGUGUUUGGCAUGGGAUUUGGCUGCACUGCUUCAGUUGAACAGACUGGUUUGACUGGAUUAACAAAGGUAGGCAGCCUACGAGUCGUUUUUGUAUCAGCAAUUUUUAUGCUUCUUCUUUCCACAACAGGAAAAGUGAGUGCUAUUCUGGCGUCUGUACCCUUGCCAAUUGCGGCGUCUCUCUAUAUCAUCCUCUCUCCCUAUUUGCUUUCCAGUGGUCUGAAAGAUCUUCACUACUUGGACUUGGAUAGGUCAAAGUUAAAUUUCAUUUUAGGCUUCUCCCUCUUUGUGGGUAUAUCUACCAGUAAAUACUACAGCUCUGAUAUAUUUUUUAAUCAAGGCCUUCCUCAUUCCAGAUCUUCUUGGUUCAAAGACAUUAUACAAGUGAUUUUCUCAUCUGCACCAACUACAGCCACUAUAGUUGCUUUCAUUUUUAAUUUGAUAAUGCCCAUCAAAUCCUCCAAGAAAGAGCCAAAGAAGAAGGAGCUGAAGCCAAAGGAGGAGGAGAUGGAGUUGAGGCCGCUGUGGGAAGAUUGGAAGAUUUAUAUUGCUUCAAGACGUUCAUGGAAAUCUACUUUGGGGAUUCCUUCUCAUCCUUCACAUUGAUAGCCUUACAAUUCCUUAUAAUUGUGUUAGCCGUUGAUAUUUAUAA